This is a messenger RNA of Anisakis simplex (herring worm), 333 nucleotides long. NCBI's taxonomy places the organism in Eukaryota, Metazoa, Nematoda, Chromadorea, Rhabditida, Anisakidae. The record is from the annotation of a GenBank genome assembly.
AUGCCAUUGGAACAGAUACGCCGUACACGAUCAUCUUUGAGCCAGUGUCAAAGUAUGUUGAAAAUACCUUCAUUCAAGGGUAAUAAAUCACUGAGCGCGACUGAUCUGCAAAUCGAAAAGAAAGGUUUCGAUGAUCUGAAAACCAUGGAUGAUAUUUCGAUGAUGAAGAGAUCGAAAACACUGAGCGGUCACUUCAAACCAACAGAUGAUUUGAGUUCAACAGACCAAUUUCUAUCGGAUCGCAAUUAUAUGCAGCACACACAGUGUAUGAGUAAUUUACGAACACCCCGCUUCGGUGUGAGUCCGCCUGGAGAACAACAAACUGAUAAUUAG